AAAUGAAAGAAGCAUCUGAAAAACUUGGAUUAAAAGUUGAAUUUAUUCCUGAAAUAAAUAAAUAUAAAGUUUUACAAUCAAAAAAAAUGAUUGAAGAAAUGUUAAAACACUUUAAGCAAUAUACUUAA
Messenger RNA from Cetraspora pellucida, 128 nucleotides. The record is from the annotation of a GenBank genome assembly. NCBI's taxonomy places the organism in Eukaryota, Fungi, Glomeromycota, Glomeromycetes, Diversisporales, Gigasporaceae.